This is a messenger RNA of Raphanus sativus (radish), 1257 nucleotides long. RefSeq lists its product as uncharacterized. The coding region runs from base 106 to 1071 and encodes 321 amino acids. The record is from RefSeq and is a predicted model, not a curated record. NCBI's taxonomy places the organism in Eukaryota, Viridiplantae, Streptophyta, Magnoliopsida, Brassicales, Brassicaceae. The transcript is spliced from 7 exons.
AAAAUCUUCUAAAAUUCAUUUUGCCUUUUUACCGUCUUUCUAUUUUGUUAAGUUUUGCAAAAGUGCACUUAGUUCCCCAAAAUCGAAUCGAAAGAGGAAGGAAGGAUGUGGGUGGAGAUAAUAUGCGCUCUGGCGAUCUACAAACUCGUUCGCCUUUUCUUCUCCAACGACGACUUCUCCGACGUAGAAACAUCAGACUCCACUGCUCUCUUCUCCGUUGCUCACAGACUCGAGAAGGUUUACGGAGGAAAAGCAUAUGUAGGGCUUCGAAUUCCAGAUGCAGACACUUCUUCUAGACAGGACAUCGAUCUUGUCCUCGUCACUAAUGGACAAGUUGAGGUGGUCGGUGUUAAGAAUCUACAUGGAAUUGUUACUGUAACGAGUGAUGGAAGCUGGGUCUGUGAAGGUGGCAAGCAUCAUCAUUCCACCCACACUUACCCUGAUCCUCUGGCUGAAGUGAAGAAACAAGCUUCAGUUCUUGAGUCAUAUCUUGAACAGAGAGGCGUUACUUUACCUGAAGGAAGUAUCUCUUGCAAAGUUGUCAUUCCCAAUCCAAAUUUUCGUACAAUGCAUGCAUUUCCGAGUGAGGUAAUAACCUACGAAGAGUGGCAGCAUCUGAAACCAGUCUCAAGAAACAUUCUUUCUGGUUGGGUCAAAGGCGCAUUCAGCAGCACAGGAAAAGAGACGCAAGACUCUCCGCAUCAAAAACUUAACUUCGUCCUUGGCUCUGCACCAGUCUGGGAUAGGGUGGAGCUUAAAAACAGCAAGAUUGUGUUAGGGGAAUUCCUUGAGUUUAAAGGAAAGGAGGAAGACACUUCGGCUUUGAGACAUAUCAAAAGAUCAAAAGUUGACCGUAUCUCUAUUCAGCAAACUAGCAUGCUUGGUUUCGCUCCAACAAGGUUGCAGGUUCUGUACUCGUAUAGGGACUACAGAAGUGAAGGAAGUUCAGGAUCAGAGACAAAGGAAGUGACUGUAAGGUCGAGCACCGAGGUUGUGUUCCAGCCCCGAGACUCUGAAAAGAUUAAGAAGUUCAAGCUAUCGUCCAUCCUCUCCGUUUCACUAAGUGCCUAACUGUUCUGUCAACAGAUAAAAAGGCUGUUAAUGUCUACUAUAUUAUGACUUACAUAGACCAAUCCUGAAAAUGAGCAUAUAUUAUUAAGAGAACUGUUUUUUUUUCUUCUUCUUUACUGUUUUUACUCGACACUUGAGAACGCUCUGAAAAUAAAUAAAAAAUGAAAAUGCUCAGUCUUUGUUACA